GAUCCCCUCCUCACUCCUGAGUGUCCAGAUGGCCCUGAGGCACCCAGUGUGACUGCAGUCAGCCCAGAGGUCACCUUAAGCAGUCUGCCCUGGGCUGUCAGCUGUACCCCUCUUCCCCUGAGGCUCCCCUGCCUGUUAGAGCCUCCCCUGACCCUCCGUGUUCAGAAAGACCCCACCCCAAGCCUUUGGCUUUCCACCCUUCCUGGGAAGACACUCUGAAGUGAGGGCUGGGGGGUUGCUAUUACACAGAUUUCUACACACCAGACUCCCCAAAACUGGAGUGAUUCCAGCACCACCUGGGAGAUAUCAUGCAUCGCGUGCUCCCCUCCCUGGAGAAACACCUGGAGAAGGAGGGUGUGUACCUUGAGGACUACACCACCCACUGGUACAUCCAGUGCUUCCUGGGUGGGGUGCCGUUCCCCCUGGCACUUAGGAUGUGGGAUAUCUACAUCCUUGAGGGUGAACACGUACUCACCAUGAUGGCCUAUACGGUCCUCAAGAUCCAUCAAAAGCACCUGCUGAAGAUGUCCAGGGACCACAUCCAUGGGUUCCUGCAGGUGACCCUGAGGCAGGCCUGGGCAUUGAGCGAGGAUGUGGUCAUCAGGCAGCUGCGGGCCUCCAUGCGUGAGCUGGGGAAGCUCCAGUGCCUCCUGCCUCCCAAAGCAAAGCCAAUGGAAGAUUGCAGCCCGGCCCUGCAGGUGCCGCCUGGCUCUCAGGAGCGCGCUCCCCCACCAGUGUCCCUCAAGUGCAAGACCAUUGUUGAGGAGAGCAAAGGCUACCACCCCACUGCUGCAGCUCCCCAGGAGCCAGUGGGGGCUUCAGCUUCUGUCCCCGAGGAGACCGGUCCUCUCAGAUCUACCUUCCAGCCCGACUCCAAACAAGAUACCAAGGAGGAGAAGGGCAGUCAUGGUUAGA
Messenger RNA from Oryctolagus cuniculus (rabbit), 915 nucleotides. The record is from RefSeq and is a predicted model, not a curated record. Lineage: Eukaryota; Metazoa; Chordata; Mammalia; Lagomorpha; Leporidae.